Drosophila kikkawai is the source of this 1699-nucleotide messenger RNA. RefSeq lists its product as uncharacterized. The record is from RefSeq and is a predicted model, not a curated record. NCBI's taxonomy places the organism in Eukaryota, Metazoa, Arthropoda, Insecta, Diptera, Drosophilidae.
GGCCUACUUAGCUGAGGAAAAAAAUAAACUAAAAAGGAAAACCAGGAAAAACUAUACAAAUCCAAAAGGCAGCCGCCACACAAGGAGCUGCCAACUUGCAUAUUACGCCAGUGCGUUUCGCCUUUUUUCCACGCUUGUGACCCGUAGCCCACGUCCACUUUGUGGCGUGUGCAAACCAGAAGCCGCCAAGACGACUUACUCGAUAAUGAAGAUGAGCUCGCCCAGGAUCAUGCAGCAGAAGAGGAGUAGCAAGUCCUCCAACUCGUCGCGGGUCUCGAUGACGACCUCGACGGCGGAGGAGAAUCUUCUGGAAUCGAAGCUUUUCAGCUGGAUGAGGCUCUUCCGCUUCGCCUCGCUGCUCUGCCGCGCCGAGUAACGGACCACGAGAUCCUCCUCCCUCCUUCAAAUGUUAAGAGAAACGCAUAUUACAGAUACUCGAACUAGUUGCCGCUUUUCAGUCAAAUUUUCCUAUAUAUAGAAAGAGAGACACACACACCAAGAGAAACACCCCACAACACGCCCAUUUGUCACCUUAACUUUUUUCCAGCAAAUGUAGAAAAUAAGUAUUACAAAAUGAUUAAGCAAACAAAAUCCUACUCCUGCUCCCACAACCACAAGCAUAAUAUUAAGUUUAAGCUGAAAAGCAACAGAUAUAUCCAAAUCCAAGAAAUAUAAUGUUAAGUUUAAGCUUCGUUUUUUGGGAGAUCGAGACAUUUUUCAUUCAGUUAAAACAAACUCUUCACAAUUAAGUCAAUUUUUAGUGUAAACUCCGUUUCAACGGAGUUACUCGCGCCUUUCGUACCUUUUGUAUUGUAAUAAGUGAAAAAAAAAAACAUGGCAUAUUUACAAAUUGCUAACUAAAAGCAAAUAAAUAUUUAAAUCGUAAUCCACUUAUUGCGUUUAUUCGGGUUUAUUAUAUUAGUGCUUAAGUUUUCAAGAACAGCCGAACUAUAACACGAAGUACAUAUAUUUUUGUAAUUACAACACUGUUUUUGCGAGUCACAAGAAACAAACAAGCAAAUAGGCAAACACAUCAUGAUGAACCUUUAUGCAAGGCUAUUAAAUAGAUAAAUAUAUAUAUAUAUAUAUUAACUAAAGAUGCAGGCAAAUGCCGUACUAAACAAUAAUGUAGAGGAAUAUAUUUACACAUAAAACAACUCGAAUUGAAGGCGGAGUACAUGCAAAUGCGCUUACCCAACACUGAAACACGUACAUACAUCCACAUCCCGUUCACAAUAGUUAUCCAGCCCAGCAAUAUGAAAAGUGCAUUUAAUCCAAAGAAGUUGCCAAUCAACAAACAACAGCCACAAAUUGUUAACAACACACAAUUAGCAAUGCCAAGUGCAAUAGUGGACAUAAGCAAACCUCUUUAAUUCCAUAUACUAUAACCUCAGAUUAACAAAUGAACAACUACAUACAACAUCAGAUAAAUAACAAACAACAACAAAGUUAUCAGAGAUUUUCGAAAUUUAAAUUUACUUAUUAAUUAGUUAGUAAGCCGAAAAUGCAACCAUGCAAAAUGAACAUAACGGUAUAAUAACGGUAAUUGCCAAAAAACCAUGAGAUCAACUGUACUAGAAUACAUACACACUAGCAAUACAUACAACUGCAGCAGAUAAAUGUUGAGAAAAAUGCAAUAAAUCGGAUAUCGAUCAAAUAAAUAAAGUCUUUAAGCUGUUGAGUGUUCAAUGCAAUUCAA